Cercospora beticola is the source of this 7514-nucleotide messenger RNA. RefSeq lists its product as uncharacterized. Lineage: Eukaryota; Fungi; Ascomycota; Dothideomycetes; Mycosphaerellales; Mycosphaerellaceae. The record is from RefSeq and is a predicted model, not a curated record.
GUAUUAUUAUGCACGACUCGCGACAGUAACUAACUAGUCUAUGAGCAUCGGUAGGGGGUCGCUGUCAAAUGGAGCCCGCUUGCCCCAAAACGUGGUCCUGCGCAGCCACUGGCGCCGUGCGCGCCCGCAUUAUGCUGCUUCAAGAAUAGCACUGCGAUGUGAAAUGAUCGCCCAUUCUUCUACAGCCCUGUCACGACCUCGCGACUGGUCACUGGUGAUCUUCCCGUCCUGAUCGCAUGCACUAAUAUCCAACACCACCGCCGCCUGCAUUACCACCAUUCUCGCGCCUGUUUGCUGGCCGGAGAGCACCGAUCGAGAACGAACGAGCGAGCGAGCGAACGAACGAAACGGCAUUGUCUUCCACCUCACGCCAUAUCUCCACGCGAGACGUGAUUCCUCGAGCCACGAGAUAUCACGAUGCUGCCGCACCGCCAAUCUGCUUGACCGCGCCGUCACACUGAAGAGGUCUCGCCUCGCAACCUGGUCCUGGCCUUCGUCCAUACCCUGCCUCUGCAUGCUCCCGAUCCAGCCUGCAGACAUAAUCUACAUACGACGCCCAUACCCUGCGCCACGCCUUGCUGCGGCCGAGUAGCACAAGUCGGAGCGCGGCUGCGCGGGAGGACAGUGGCAUAGAGGAUGUUUGGAGCCAGAGCCCGCGAACCGCAUCCGCGGUCUCCCUCGACUUCCACCAAUGCUGCUCCCACUUCACCUCUCCCGCCGAGACCGACGACCAGCGAAGCGCCCAUUUCGCCAUUGCAGAUGACCUUCGAUUUCGAGCUCCCAAACAGCUCGCACGCCUCCGAUCUGGCCUCGUCCUUCUCGCCCGUCAGCCCCGAGAGCGCGCCCAAGUCCCCGCCGCUCAGCGAUGGCCGCAAUGCUCGCCCGCCUUCAGCGCGAAAACCGCACGGCGGACUGCAGCUGAUGCCUCAUAUUCCAGCUACAGCCGUGAGAAGUAAUAGUAAUAGUGCGCGUCGUAUCAUGGCAGGAGAGGCGCGUGAAGCGGGCUGGAACGCUGGCGAUAGUCUGGGCAGGCCUGGAGGUACGGCGUCCAGUCCAGGCGCUGCAGGAGGGAGCGGAACGGGUGCAACAACGACGCUCACGAGGACCAAGAGCGUGCUGAGCGCUCGCUUGAGCUCCAACUUCGAGCCAACCAUUUCAAUGGACUAUGAGCAGGAGCCAAUGCCUCUGUCUCGCACCCCGCUCUCGGACACGCAGGAUGAAAGGCCGAAGACGGCACAUGGCAAUGGCUUCGGCCUGAAGAUGGAGGCCUCGCUGUUCCCUCAGCGCGCUGAGCUACCGUCUGCGCCUCAGACGCCACCUGCCACCAUGCCAUCAAUGAACCGCUCGUUCAUUGACAGCCGCGAUAAGCCCUACAGCCAACCCGCCCCGCCCUUUACACUGCAAAGCAAUCACAGCUCACCUAAUCUGAGCCCCACCGCGAAGACCAAGGUAUCGACGAUCAGAGGUCCCACGCCCAUCUAUAGCAAUAGGAUGAUCAGCCCUCAGGUCAGUACGCAGAACUUGAGCCAACAAUCGAAUUAUAGUGGCUCUACAGCUCGCCCGAGUACCCGUGCGUCCAGCAAAACUGUCAUAACUGGUGGCCCGUCAACGACGAUAGGAACUCCGUACGCGGCCACGGCAGACUCAUUUCCCUUGCCCCAGCACGUGAAGACGCGUCCCAAGACUGCCGGCCUCAUCUCCAGUGUCGCAGGGGUGACCGUACCCACCCAUCACACGUCAUCUAUCAAACCAACUUCCAAGUCCUCCAAGUCAGAGUCGAAGAAGUCAGAGUCGAGAAAGUCCGAGGUACCUAAAAAGAAAGGCCGUUUGCUGAAUCCAAUCUUCUUGCUGCAGCGCAGGCGAAGCUCGCAGGACCCCGACGCUGUAGAAGCGGAAAGAGCGACUCGCGAAGCUCAGGCCCAGGCCGUAGCGAGACAGAAGCAUGUCUUGGCUUCUGGUGUCAACAUUCCGCCCCCAGACUUUGACCCACGAAUUCGAGGCAAAGUGGUUCACGACUUCAGCGCACCACGAGAGAAACGGAAUACCUUUGACGAGGCGAACGGGCCCCAGUUAUCAAACAUGCAGUCGAGCCCGUACCCCGAGCAGCCUAUGUCUCCGAGCUUUCCUCCGCGCCAUGCAUCGCUGGUGAACAGAGGCACCAGAGACGCACAACGACGAAGUACUCAUACCCCGGUGUUUAGAGAAAAUCUGGACGAGAAUCCCGAAACGUCGAAGCGGAUCAGCUCAAUACAGGCUGAAAAUCUUGAAAACAAGGAGUUUUUGCAACGAGCCUCGAAGCAUUCCCAUGCUACGGCGCAGUCUCAAGAAAGUGCUGUGCUGCCUCCUUUCGCUCGACGGAGCCAGAUGCUAGACCCGAUGCAAGCUAGCCAUUUUCGAGACGACGAUUCGAAUCGCUCGAGCGAUCCAACAGGUCAGCUGGGCCGCACUUCGUCAUCGACAGACGUUGGCGAGAUCAGUCCGGUAACAGCCCAUAGCAGUGGGCACGACCCCAUCAGUCCCAUUUCCGACGACCCAACUAGUCCACUCGGAUCGAGGCCUGUCUCACAUCUGAACACGUCGCUUGCCCAGGGCUCGCACGCAAAUGACAACAGAAGCUCUGGCAUGGAACCCCAGCAUUCGCCCAGCACCGACAAGACAUCAGGGCCAUAUUCUAGUGGAUUUGCGGCUCCACAAUUUGAUACCAUCACCGAGGCCAGCGUUGACAAUUCUCCCAUCGAGCCAGCCCCUCGGCAAGCACCCGCGCAAGAACCCAAGUCCCUUGCACAUGGACUUUCGAUCAAAGAAACGGCAAGCGUAGUACCAGCUGAGAGUUCAGAUCCCACGUCGACUGGUAUUGCAACAGAAGACGGCGUUGCGGAUUCAACCGCCAAGUCGCCGCGCACAUCUCCGGACGAUACCGCGACCUCUCCACAAGGCACGCCUCUGAAGCUUGUCGAGAAACGAAAAUCUGCUGUCGGCCACUCUCGCAAGAGCUCGACGUUGCCUAGAAAGCACGCAAGUAAUGCAUCGAGGUUCUCGUUCCAAUUUGGCGAGAGCGCAGCUGAAGAGCAAGCGCUAGAGGAGAAGCACCGCAAAAUUGCUUCCCGGGAGAUCACCCAUACGGUGGUUCGGGGAAACAGUCCGGACGAAGAUGAUGAAGACUUUUUCGACGAAGACGCAAUGGACGAUAUGGACGAGCUAGAAAUGCAAGCUUCUUCAGACGACGUCCCAUACACGGCGCUACAACCUCCAUCGAAGCCCGGCGAUGGGAGUAUCUCGAAUGCAGGCACCUCGCAAAGCUCGUUGUACCUUCAGCAAGCUCGCCAGGUGUUACGACAGCCGGACAGUGACGAUGGAUCGAUAUAUGAUGAUGACGAGAUGCCCCAAGUCACUGACGAACGGGACAUUCCAUACGCAGACCAUCCUGCGUUUCGGGCGCACGAUGCAAUGGUAGAUUCUCGACAUACUUCGAUGGCAGUUGACGGGUAUUGGCGUGACAGCACGAUUGACUCGUACAUGCGAGACUCGUACUAUCCACAGGGUAAUGGAUCGCGAACGACGCUCAACACAUCAUCUGGUCAAUACGGAGGAUAUGCGCAAGACUACUUGAGCGCCAUUGAUCGAGACAGUCAGCGAUUUUCCCGACCGUACUCGACUCUCAACGUCCCAGGUCAAGCUCCAAAGCAGCAAUCGACCACCUUGUUGCCGAAGCCGACGUUACCUCAUCGGGACAGUGGGAACAGUGAGCGAAAUCGCGCUGUGAGCGGCUUCAGUUUUAGUACAAUUGGCGCGACACCACCAUCGGAGCGAGCAGAUCCAAUGAGCGACGAAACUCAGUACAGUAGAGGUGCCAGCUCCGCUGGUGAUGCUGCAGAACGGAUCGACACUGUACACCCCAGGUCAAAUCUCUACUUGCAAGAUCAGCCCAACUACUCUGCAUCGGAUCUUGCUGGUCGGCCCAAUGGAAGCUCACAUACCGCAACCUCCAGCAAUGCAUCCUCGGAUCUGCGUUCCCAGAGAAAAUCACAAAUCGACGGAACGCCGAACGCGACGCCACUCAGUUCGGCAGCCGAUGGGGCUUGGAGUACAAGUGCGGGAAAUUUUGACAACAACAGGAACACGACCUCGUCACACACAAAUCGCAACGAGUCGACUAGCACAGUCAGCUUUGCAUCGCCAUCCAGGAGCGCUCUCAGCAAGCAGUCACAGCGAAGUGACCGAAGCUCGGAAGACUUUGCGCGAGGUGGGCCCGACGACGGGACAAGUCCGACCACGCCUCGCGAUGGCCAUGUUGACCACAUCGGAUUCGCUUCGAUGGUUCCACCAACAAGCAAGGAAGGGCAUGACGCGCAAGCGAAUCGUAAGAGCAGCACUAUACUCCCAGUACCCACUGGACUUGGUUUAAGCACUUCCACGGACUUCGAUUUUGGCCAUCAAUUGUCCGGCAUGCCUCUGAACACCACAAUCGUCGACGCUAGCGAUUCCGAAGACGAGCUUGCAGCCGACCAUCAAGACUAUGGUCAAAUGGGAAGCUUCAAUGAGGCAGCAGCGUCGACCGCAGGUAAGCCAUCAGCCAACGUUGCAGAAGAGACGGGUCCGCAACAGCCACGCGCUACUGAAUCCGAGCGCAAUGUUGCUUCGCAGACGGGUUCCAAGCAAGUGGCACCAACGCUUCCAUCAGCGCACACCAGCCCGAAAAGUCCGACGGAGUCAGCACGGGAGAAGUUCCGCCAGAACCUACACGAUCGCAUCGAUAGUUCAGCCUCUAUAAAUGGUCGGCGGCUUCAUAGCGCAUCCACCACAUCAGCUGGGAAUAGCAUGCCCACAUUGCCAUCUGCCAGCAAAAACGGAACCAAUCACUUUCCAGUGAAGUCUUCGCCAAACGCAGAUGGACGCAAGCACGAAACAGCUUAUGAUGAUAAUCAAGACGAUAUGUACUUCGAUGAUGGCAAUAUUGGUGUGGACUUUGGCGAGCCGAUACCUACAGAGGGGGGAUUCAAUGAGGACGCAUUCGAUGACGACAGUUUCCUGUACCGGCCGAAUGCUGCUGUGAAUGCUCCACAAGGCUAUGCCCACAGGAAACAGCCCAGCAAUCUUUCAUACCAUAGCAAUGGCAGCGACGGUCCGUAUCCUGCUUUCGCAAUGUCCGAAACACAGAAGGCACUGGCACGGACCUCGCAGCUGAUGGCAGAAGAUUUGCCUAUUCCAGCGCCCGUUGACCCCAAGUAUAUACCACAGAGAAACCCUUCUGAGGAUGCAAGAGGGCUGGGCCUUAGCGAUCGCGCUCCUCCCGCGCCAAUAUCGGAGAGCGACCCAGAGGCUGUAAUGCACUUGCAAGACAGUCUGCAGAAAUAUCACGCAGCCCUGGCAGCCGCAGCAAAUCGCGCUGCUGCUGAAGGGAGGUUCGUUCGCCAACCAAGCAUUGCUUCGACGGUUGGGAGCUCUUUCGACCCACGCGAGACCGCGAUGCCUCGACUCGCCAUUGAUACCCACAAUGUACGUGACGACGUGAGCAUGUACUCCCAAAGCGAAGACUUUAGCGAUAGCCACCUGCCACACCCCAACGCCAACGGCAGUUCAAACGGCGUCGAAGCUCAGCGCGACUCGUUGUCCAACGGAAAAGCACAUCCUCCACGGAUCGGUAGCUUCGAUUUCGGAUUCACAGAUCCUGGCAUAAGCGACUUUGGCGACUUUGGCGACUACGACGAUGACGACGACCUGGUGGCAGCCGCCAAUGCCGAAGUACUGGCGUCCGACGAUGAAGGCUUCUAUGGGCAGGAGUUUCAAUUUUACGGUCGGCCUCGCGCCAACUCCAAUGAAAUGCAACCUGUUAUCGGCGGCUACUUCGGUCCAGAUGGAGAUGAUGGCCUGCAACGGAACAAGAGCUUAAGAGAGCCCAACCUAACUCCGAUCACAGAGCGAUCAGAAUUCAGCACUCGAAACAGUUUUGUGGCUGGCAUGGGGCCCUUUGGACCUCACUCCCCGGCAUUAUCUCGUAUGCCCAUCACGCCGCUGAUGGAACACGACAUCACCUCAUUCGACGAUUUGCGAAGACUCAGAGCGCAAGCAUUUGGUGGCAGCGGAAGAAGUGAGAGGAGCAGCUCCAAUCGCUCAAGCCAACAGUCUUUCCACGUGCAGAGCCCAGGUAUUGACACGAAUGUUGGACUCGCCAUUGCACAUGGCCAUCCCGUCGGUUCGCCCAUGCAAUACGGUUACAGCAACGGCAGCAGCACAUCAAGCAAUACUUCAAACGUGAAACCCCUACCUAUUGACACAGGCUUUAAUUUUCACGAUAGUCCACAGUCCGCCACCUCCAGCAACGGCAACUCUUUCGCUCUCGAUGUGGACGCCACACCCAAAAGAAACACGAAUAAUAAUGUGUCAGAACCUGUAACGGCGAAGAAGAUUCCGCCGAGAAUGAUGAGUCCUACCAGUCCCAAGAGCUCGCACUCCCGGAGUGGAAGUGGAGCUGAUAGUAUUAAUUAUGUGCGCGAAUCAGACCCUGAAAGCGGGCGUCCAAGAUGGGUGCUCGAGAGGAGGAGGACCAGUGAGCAAGAUGGUCAGCUCGAACUCGUCGGGCGGGAACUUGUACAGGGAGGAUGGAUUUAAUGGUUUGAUGAAUGAUUGACUUUUUGAAUUCUGAAGAGUCGUUGGGAGCGGCACGAACAAAAGUUGUGUCUGAAUUUUCAACUUUUCUUCGAUUGUGUUAUUACAACGAUAAAUGGCCUCGGCAACAAGAAGAGGGAGCAGCGAAGCCCGUGGCGGAGUCGACUUUUCGAGAUUCUACUGUACAUGAUGUUUUUAUGUGAAGGGCGAAGAUCUUUCGGAGCGAGGAAGAGGUCGAAACGGAACCUCGGCUGCUGCUGCAUAAUGUUUAUGCUCGUCAGCCUCCUUGAUUGUUUUUAAUCGUACGAGCGAGGAGUCUAUGGGCCAGCUGGCGCUUUCUGUGUGCAUAUUUCAGUCGGAGAACUAUAUGAUGACGACGACGACUAGUAUUUUUAUUGCUAUCAUUACUUCCCGCAAGCUGCUUGCCAUAAGGCGUAAGACAUGUCUGUCGGUGAAAGCUCCGUUGGCAUUAUAUUCACCUGGAUCUGCGCUGCUCAACUACACGGUCAAUGAAUCUCGAAAUCCCGACGUGGCCACUUUUGAUCAUCGCUCACAACCUCACCGUCCAUGGCACCAUAGAAAUAUGCUUCGCCAAUGAGAACAAAAUAGUCUUCGAUCGGCCUCAGCACAUACAAGACGUCCCCGCCGUACAGGGCGCACACCAAAUCUCCUUCGUGUGUACCAUAAGGCCCGAUUCCAAUCCUCCCACUUUGCGUCCUGAGUAUCGCACGUCCUUUCGUGACAGCAUACGCUGACCUCUGAUACUCUUCCCAUUCGGGCGUCGGCACAGAUUUGAAUUGCAUGUGACCUUUGAGGGAGAAGAGAUUGUAUCCGAAGGCGUAAAGGGUAUUGUACCAUGAAUUGAAACCUCUCUCUAGAUAUCCGUCCAUGGCACGAUUGUGAUUCUC